GACUCUGCUGCGACAGUGGUUUAGCGAAGUGAAGGCUAAACCACAGAAACCGCUAACAGAGUUGAGCUACGUGCAGUUGGACUGGUGAACGUAGAGCAGAACCUGGUGAAAAUGGGCUCCGAGGUGUUCUCGUAUGAGAGUUUGGUUCAUGCUGUGUCUGGAGCUGUGGGGAGUGUGACUGCAAUGACAGUGUUCUUCCCCCUUGAUUCUGCCAGACUACGGCUUCAAGUGGAUGAAAAUCGGAAGGCCAGGUCAACUCCAGCCAUUCUGGCAGAAAUUAUCGAGGAAGAAGGACUUCUAGCUCCUUACAGAGGUUGGUUCCCCGUCAUCUGUAGCCUGUGCUGCUCCAACUUUGUCUACUUCUACUGCUUCCACAGCCUAAAGGCGAGUUGGCUGAAGGGAAAACAGUCAGUACCCAGUACUGACUUAAUCAUAGGCAUCGCUGCAGGUAUUGUGAAUGUUCUAGUUACCACACCGUUGUGGGUGGUGAACACCAGACUGAAGCUUCAGGGUUCCAAGUUUCGCAAUGCAGCGAUCCACACAACCAACUACUCUGGCAUUCGGGAUGCUUUUGUGCAGAUACUACGUGAUGAGGGUGUGGGAGCUCUGUGGAAUGGGACCGUCCCGUCCCUGCUGCUGGUGCUGAACCCUGCCAUCCAGUUCAUGAUUUAUGAGGGUCUGAAGAGGCAGCUGAGAAGAGGAGUUCCCAGGGAGUUGUCAUCUGCUGAAGUCUUCAUCAUUGGUGCUGUGGCUAAAGCAGUGGCAACCACUGUAACAUAUCCAUUGCAGACCAUACAGUCAAUUCUCAGGUUUGGACAAUCCAACAUACCAAGAGACGAGUCAAAAUUACUGUCAAGUCUAAAGACUAUCAGGCGUCUACUUGCCAGUAGACUGAGGAUGUAUGGCGUACUGGGUCUGUUUAAAGGGCUGGAGGCCAAGCUGCUGCAGACGGUACUGACUGCAGCCCUCAUGUUUCUUCUUUACGAGAAGAUUGUCAGCUGUACCUUCAGUGUCAUGGGACUGAGCAACAACUACAACAAGAAACGCUAGCAAGAGACUUAACAGCCAUGGACACUAUGGACUGUAUUUAAGCACUGAGGAACUGCAUAAGUCAUUACUUAUACGCGGUACGUCAUGAAACGUACAUCCUGGAAAUGAACACUGGUCAUUGUCAUCGUAAUAGGAUUUACUAAACAGACUGUUCCGGUUCAGUGUUCAAGUAUUCACAUUUGUCUUCCUGGGACCUGUUUUUUUUUCACAUUUAGCUAUGUUUAGGUGUGUUUAUAUUCACGUCACAUUGUGUGUAUGAAUGCAGUCUUUCUGGUCACCAUUCCUUUUGUCCACUCUAAAUUAUAAUCUAAUCAGAUAUAGUAGUGCAGACAAUUAAAGUUAAUGAUUUUAUGACAGUGGUGAGUGGAUCACAUCAGAAGCUGUGACCUAAUCUGUUUCACAGAGAAAGCACUAAUAAUACUUGUAUUACUGUAGAAAUGCUGUAUACAUCAAACCAUCUUCAGAAUUACUAAACUUUAAGUGUAAUCCAAAUUUAUGGCUGCAGCAUUUCAAAAAAAAUGCUGGCUUUUGAUCAAUAUUUAGUAAAUAUUAAUAUUGAACAAUGUGGCUGGUAAUAUAAUCUAUGUAAAUAUAUUACCAGCCACAUUGUUCAAAUCCAAUUCAUUGAAGGUUCCCAUUCUUAACUACAUGUGUCUUGAAUUGGAACAUGCCUGUUCUCAAGUGUCACACGUGUACAAAAACCUUUUUCCACUUGUUAUUGGGCUGGGAGAUAAGUAUGGAAAGAUGUACCUUUUAUUGAUUGAAUAAAUUCAGGGAUGGAGCUAUCAUUGAGAA
Messenger RNA from Solea solea (common sole), 1845 nucleotides. It is a transcript of the gene slc25a17, whose product is annotated as solute carrier family 25 member 17. NCBI's taxonomy places the organism in Eukaryota, Metazoa, Chordata, Actinopteri, Pleuronectiformes, Soleidae. The coding region runs from base 112 to 1050 and encodes 312 amino acids. Gene Ontology annotation, molecular function: FMN transmembrane transporter activity; NAD transmembrane transporter activity; coenzyme A transmembrane transporter activity. The transcript is spliced from 9 exons. Gene Ontology annotation, biological process: transmembrane transport. The record is from RefSeq and is a predicted model, not a curated record. Gene Ontology annotation, cellular component: peroxisomal membrane.